Cucurbita pepo subsp. pepo (vegetable marrow) is the source of this 805-nucleotide messenger RNA. RefSeq lists its product as uncharacterized. NCBI's taxonomy places the organism in Eukaryota, Viridiplantae, Streptophyta, Magnoliopsida, Cucurbitales, Cucurbitaceae. Gene Ontology annotation, biological process: protein transport. The record is from RefSeq and is a predicted model, not a curated record.
UCCAAAUGAGACUUAGAAGGUAAGGAUGAGAAAACUGAGAAGAGUCUUUAAACCUCUCCUGGGAAGAAGCAGGUCCUCUAGUUUCAGACGUUUAGUUCAAAACGCUUUGGAGCACCUCGAAACCCUAAAGAAGCUUCGGCAUGGCCGGUACGUCGAAGAUCGAAAGGACGCUGCUCGUCUCCUUCAUGAAGGCCUUCCCAAACUAGCCCUCUCUCGGUGCGAGCAAAUGAUUCGACACCAAAAUCUAAUGGAUGCUUAUGGCAUGAUGGAAGGGUAUCUGAAUCUGUUGAGGGAAAGAUUGUACCUCCUUGCACCUGGAAGAGAGUGCCCUAAAGAAUUGGAGGAGGCAGUGUCGAGUGUGGUAUUUGCAGCUUCAAGAUGUGAGGACUUUCCAGAGCUUGAAGAGAUUAAAUCGGUAUUGAGUUCUAGAUUUGGCAGAGAGUUUGCUGCUCGUGCUGUUGAAUUACGCAUCAAUAAUACUGUAAAUCACUCCAUAAUGCUAAAAUUGUCCACAAGGAAGCCAAAUUUGGAGAGUAAAAUGAAUCUUCUGAGAGUCAUUGCUUCUGAGAAUGGCUUCACUCUGCAACUCAACGACAAGGGUGAGCCAAUCAGUUGUACGGCAACUAGACAACGAAAGAGAGGUGCGACUUCCACCAAAAGGAUAUAUCGAACCCGCAGCUCAAGUCGGAAAUGAAGAGGUUGAUAUAUUUAUGGGUUUUUGUUAUAUUAAUAUUCCCUUUAUUUUGAGUUUCGAUUUUCUACGAAUUUCUGGAGGCUUUGUAUACUCAUGUUUGAUUGUUGUAUC